Messenger RNA from Erythranthe guttata (spotted monkey flower), 3217 nucleotides. RefSeq names its product beta-galactosidase 3. Gene Ontology annotation, biological process: carbohydrate metabolic process. Gene Ontology annotation, molecular function: carbohydrate binding; hydrolase activity, hydrolyzing O-glycosyl compounds. Lineage: Eukaryota; Viridiplantae; Streptophyta; Magnoliopsida; Lamiales; Phrymaceae. The record is from RefSeq and is a predicted model, not a curated record.
CCCAUUCCACUAACGUUGUUCCUGGUAACUGCUGCUUGCUUAGUCCACAUUAUUAAUACCAAAUCACACACACACACACACACACUCUUUCUUAGAUUGGCUUCGUAAACUCCACUGGCACAACAAUUACUACGCAUGCAAUUUAGGAAGAGAAGAAGCCAAUUUUAGAGUGGGCGGGCGAAAAAUGGAAAAAAAGAAUUCAUCAUCAGUAGUGUAUGUGUAUAAGAAGUGGGUGCUGUGGGCGUGCAUGGUGGUGUAUAUUGGAUCUGGGUAUGUGCAAUGUAGUGUUACCUAUGACAGAAAGGCCAUUCUUAUCAAUGGCCAAAGAAGAAUUCUCUUUUCUGGUUCCAUUCAUUACCCCAGAAGCACCCCCGAGAUGUGGGAAGAUCUGAUAAACAAGGCUAAAGAAGGAGGUGUGGAUGUGAUUGAAACUUAUGUGUUUUGGAAUGUCCACGAGCCCUCUCCCGGCAAUUAUGAUUUUGAAGGGAGAUAUGAUUUGGUGAGGUUUGUAAAAACCAUUCAGAAAGCAGGGCUAUAUGCCCAUCUUCGCAUUGGGCCUUAUGUCUGCGCAGAGUGGAAUUUUGGAGGAUUUCCAGUUUGGCUGAAAUAUGUUCCUGGGAUUAGCUUCAGGACAGAUAAUGAGCCAUUUAAGAUGGCAAUGAAAGGGUUCACAGAGAAAAUUGUGAAUCUAAUGAAGAGUGAAAAACUUUAUGAAUCUCAGGGUGGUCCCAUUAUACUCUCCCAGAUUGAGAAUGAGUAUGGCCCUAUGGCAAAAUCUCUCGGUGCUUCUGGCCAUCAAUACUCAACUUGGGCUGCAAACAUGGCUGUUGCACUCGAUACUGGAGUUCCGUGGGUCAUGUGUAAGGAAGAAGAUGCUCCAGAUCCCGUUAUUAACACAUGCAACGGUUUCUAUUGUGACGCUUUCUCCCCCAACAAACCGUACAAGCCCACUAUUUGGACCGAGGCUUGGAGUGGCUGGUUCACGGAAUUCGGUGGUCCAAAUCACGAGCGACCAGUUCAGGAUUUAGCGUUUGCUGUAGCCAGAUUUAUACAAAAGGGAGGCUCGUUUAUCAACUAUUACAUGUAUCACGGAGGAACGAACUUUGGACGCUCUGCUGGAGGCCCUUUCAUAACCACAAGCUACGAUUACGAUGCUCCACUUGACGAAUAUGGUUUGAUCCGACAACCUAAAUAUGGUCAUCUCAAAGAACUUCAUAGAGCUGUCAAACUAUGCGAGAAAUCUCUAAUUUCAACCGACCCCACUAUCACAUCCUUAGGAAACCUUCAACAGGCUUAUGUAUACACUUCAGAAUCAGGGGAUUGUGCAGCUUUUCUUUCGAAUUACGAUACUAAGUCGGCUGUGAGAGUUAUGUUCAAUAACAUGCACUACAAUAUUCCUCCUUGGUCCAUCAGCAUUCUUCCCGACUGCAGAAAUGUAGUCUUCAAUACAGCCAAGGUUGGAGUUCAGACAUCACAGAUGGAAAUGGUGCCAGCUAAUAACGAAAUACUCUCGUGGCAAACAUAUAACGAAGAUUUAUCUUCUUUGGAUGACAGCUCGACUUUCUCUACUGUUGGUCUCUUGGAACAGAUUAAUGUCACAAGAGAUGCUACUGAUUAUCUUUGGUACACAACUAGUGUUGAUAUUGGUUCAUCAGAGUCAUUCUUGCAUGGUGGGGAACUCCCAACUCUUAUUGUUCAGUCGACUGGUCAUGCUCUUCAUGUUUUUAUAAACGGACAGCUUUCCGGUUCUGCUUCUGGGACUAGGCAAAACAGGAGAUUUACAUUUAAAGGAAAAGUCAACUUGCGAGCUGGUUCGAACAAGAUUGGUCUCCUCAGCGUUGCUGUCGGAUUACCUAAUGUUGGUGGCCAUUACGAGACAUGGAACACAGGAGUGUUGGGCCCCGUUGCAUUGUUAGGACUCGACCAGGGAAAAUGGGAUUUGUCGUGGGCAAAAUGGACAUAUCAGGUUGGUCUUAAGGGAGAAGCAAUGAAUCUCGUCUCUCCAAACACGAUUUCUUCAGUCGAGUGGAUGCAGGGUUCUUUAAUAGCCCAAAAACAGCAGCCUCUGACGUGGCAUAAGGCCUAUUUUAACGCACCCGAUGGAGAUGAACCACUAGCUUUGGACAUGAGCAGCAUGGGAAAAGGUCAACUUUGGGUCAACGGCCAAAGCCUCGGAAGAUACUGGACCGCUUACGCCACCGGCGAUUGCAAUGGGUGUAGCUAUGUCGGAAGCUUCCGCCCCCCUAAAUGUCAACUCGGGUGCGGUCAACCCACACAAAAAUGGUAUCAUUUACCGAGGUCUUGGCUAAAGCCGACUGAGAAUUUGCUAGUGCUAUUCGAAGAGCUGGGUGGGGACCCCACAAGAAUAGGGGUUGUGAAGAGAUCGAUGACGAGCGUUUGCGCUGACAUGGCAGAGUACCACCCGAAUUUCAAGAACUGGCAAAUCGAAAGCUACGGGAAGCCCGAAGAGUUUAGAAAGCCAAAAGUUCACCUUCAUUGUGGGCCCGGACAAUCCAUCUCUUCCAUCAAGUUUGCGAGCUUCGGAACUCCUCUCGGAACCUGCGGAAGCUUCCAGAAGGGAACUUGCCAUGCUCCUACCUCGUACGCCAUUCUAGAGAAGAAGUGCAUUGGAAAGGAGAGAUGCUCGGUGGCAAUAUCGAACAGUAAUUUCGGGCAUGAUCCAUGCCCGAAUGUGCUCAAACGGUUAUCGGUUGAAGCAAUAUGUGCCCCUCAUAAUUAACGAGCAAUGUCGGUAGACAAAAAAAAAAAGAAAGGUGAAAAUACUAUUGGAAAGUUAGUUAUACGAGUAUUUAUUUAUAUAAGAAGAGCAAUGUAUGGUAGUGUAUUCUAAGAUAGGGUUAGUUUACAGGGGUUCCGGGAUUCGGAAAAAGAAAAGAAAAGAAAGUGUGAUUAAUUAUGGAAGGACUGGUAAAAUUUCCACUAUUAGCAGGAAAUGGGAACCAGCAAUUUAUUAUUAAUUAUUAAUUAAGAGUUAAAAGUGUGAUUAGAGUGAGUUAUUAUUAGAGUGAGUGAGUGAGUGAGUGAGUGUCCUCGGGGAUAAUAUUUGCCCUGUGUGGACUGAAUGUUUCAUGUUAGGAACGGUUCCUACCUAGUAUGUUUUGUGUUUCAGUGACGUUUUCUGUUUUUUUUUUUUUUUGAAUUUUCGUGGUGCAAUUAUUUGGUGAGAUUGUCUCUAUAAUAUAAUUUAGCUUCCUUU